UGCGCGCAUGCGCCGGGAGGCGCCGCUUCCGGUAUCACGUGGUGCCGGUCUUAAAGGGGCCGCGGCGGGGCCGGGGGUUGGAGGGGCCAUGGCGGGGGGCGAGAGCGUGAACGUCUUUCUCUUCGUGCCCAACCUCAUCGGCUAUGCCCGCCUGGCGCUGGCCGCCGCCUCCUUCUACCUGAUGCCGCAGCGGCCGGGGCCGGCGGCCGCCUGCUACGCGCUGGCCGGGGCUCCUGGACGCCGUGGACGGGCACGUGGCCCGGCUGCUGGGCCAGGGUGGGCGGGGCCUCGCGGGGGCGGGGGCGUGGCCUGA
Molecule: messenger RNA, 313 nt
Organism: Chroicocephalus ridibundus (black-headed gull)
Lineage: Eukaryota; Metazoa; Chordata; Aves; Charadriiformes; Laridae
Gene: CDIPT
Product: CDP-diacylglycerol--inositol 3-phosphatidyltransferase
Exons: 2
Coding region: 8-313 (101 amino acids)
Source: RefSeq, a predicted model, not a curated record